AACGUUCAUUCGGCUACGAAGUUUCCAAAGUUACUCCGCAAAAGUUCCUUCCUCCACUUGCUGGUCAUUUUUAAUUCACCGCCAAAGUUGAACAAUAGCUAUAUAGCGCCGGGGAAUAAAAAAAAUGUCUUCUUCAGCCAGUUCACCGGUUUCACCAACGAGUUGGAUUCAGCAACAAUCAUCAGUUGUAGCAUCGUCUAACAAGCGUGUUGCGGUCGAGCCGCUUAACUUGUGGCCUUCGACAUCCACCUGGGCUGCCUACAGCUCUGCUUUAGCCUCUCUGUCCCUCGGCCAAAUGAACGAGAUGUCCAACAUGACCACAAAGUAUCCGUCACGCUGCUCACCACUCACGCCGACAACGCCGACCUACUCGCCAUCUUUCUCUCCCCAAUCGUCGGUCACGAACAAUUUCACGAAUCAUCCACUUGCUCAACCGGAUUCUCCUCAUUCGGUGACUGACACGAGCCCCGAUUUUUCCACCGCAUUUCCUUUGGAUUUUUGCACAACGAACGCCGGUGAUCGCUCGCCAACGUCAACCAACGCUAACAAACGUCAACUUGCUCAGCCGGAACCUCUUGCUGCCAGCCAAAAAAGGAGUAAAUCAUUCACAAUCGAUGCUAUCCUCGGCCUCGAGGAGUUCGCCGCCUCUUGUUUCGAGUCCGCCGAUGCAGCCAAAUAUUUCUCUUCGCAAGAACAUCAUCGAAGCGGAUCACCAGGUUGCCAGCAGCAGCAAAUGUCGCCGUCAGAUUCACCGCAAUCUUCUCCGCCGUCGAUGUUGCUGUCAUGCGCGUCUUCUCUGCCUGCGUCAUCGUCUUCUCCGAGAGCGAAACGAGUUCGAACCAUCUUUAGUGCGGAACAGUUAGAACGAUUGGAGGCGGAAUUCGCCCGACAACAGUACAUGGUCGGACCGGAGCGAUUGGUGUUGGCCGCCAGCCUCCGUUUGUCUGAAUCUCAGGUGAAAGUUUGGUUCCAAAACCGACGCAUCAAGUGGCGCAAGCAGCAUCUUGAAUCUCAACAGAUGAGACUCGUCACCUGGCGCCAGUUUGAAGAUCAACCGCAUUUAUCGCAAGACCAACUAGCACAUCAUCAUCUCAGGUCGGCCAAUGCAGCCGACGACGACCACUCGGAGUCAUUUUCCGAUUAAAAAUGGCUGUUUCCAUUUUCUGUUGUCCUUGUUCAAAUCGAAUGUAGAUGCUAUAUCAUUACCCAUUUCACUUGUACAUAUGUUCACCGUGGCUCUGCAAAGAGCAAAAGUCUAACGUAAUAAAAUCUUAUAUCCGUUCGACUACAAAAAAA
Molecule: messenger RNA, 1296 nt
Organism: Daphnia magna
Lineage: Eukaryota; Metazoa; Arthropoda; Branchiopoda; Diplostraca; Daphniidae
Product: homeobox protein Hox-A5a
Exons: 2
Coding region: 125-1144 (339 amino acids)
Biological process (GO): central nervous system development; regulation of DNA-templated transcription; neuron differentiation
Molecular function (GO): DNA binding; DNA-binding transcription factor activity, RNA polymerase II-specific
Source: RefSeq, a predicted model, not a curated record